AUGAAGAUCAGCGACUUCAUUCGCAACCUCGUCUUCUUCCACUGCAAUCCGCGGCACCACACGCUGGCGCUCAUAGAAGGCAAGCGCCCCAAGCGGCUCAACCAUUUCAUGCUGCAGACCCAGUCUAUCAACGACGUGGGCGCGACCUACGAUUUGGUGCAGGACCAGGAGAUUUGGAUCACCAGGGGCCUGGGCCGCCACACCAACGAUCACAUGACCUCUUUCUACAUGAAGACCCCUUCAGGGUUCGAUGUGGAAUACGGCUGGGGAGCCCGCACGGUGGACGACACCACUUGGCAAGUGCAACGUCACGAAAACGGCAGUAUUUGGGGCCAUCGCCCGGUGCCCGCCGGUGUUGCCAGUUAA
Messenger RNA from Geodia barretti, 366 nucleotides. NCBI's taxonomy places the organism in Eukaryota, Metazoa, Porifera, Demospongiae, Tetractinellida, Geodiidae. The record is from the annotation of a GenBank genome assembly.